AUGGAGUGUGAUGUAGUGGGAACUCCUUCACCACACCUCUCCUGGUUCAAAGACAACCAGCCCCUGCACCAAAUGUCGGGUUCCAGUGACAGGGCUAACGUGGAGAUCGUGAUUCUGAUCGGGACGGGUGUCUUCGCUGUGUUCUUCUGGGCUCUACUCAUCCUCAUCUUCUGCAACGUCAAACGGGUGAACCCAGCAGAUAUAAAGACAGGCUAUCUGUCCAUCAUAAUGGACCCAGGGGAGGUUCCUCUGUGUGAGCAGUUUGAAUACCUCCCCUACGACUCCUCCCAGUGGGAGAUAUCUAUGGACAAACUACAACUAG
Salvelinus sp. IW2-2015 is the source of this 322-nucleotide messenger RNA. The record is from RefSeq and is a predicted model, not a curated record. NCBI's taxonomy places the organism in Eukaryota, Metazoa, Chordata, Actinopteri, Salmoniformes, Salmonidae.